CCAAUUUCAUUCAAACACAAAUCUGGAGAAUUAGGGUUUACAGAUAGCAAUUCAAUCGGAUUUACAAUGCUUCAGACUCAGACUCCGAUGCUGAUCCGAUUAAAGACGGUUGCACCAACCGAGGGCUCUCCCGGACCUAAACACUUGCCCACCGAGACCGCCACCGCCGCGUGCCCUGACCACCUCAUCCUCGCCGACCUCCCCGUCGCCAAGGGCAUUGGCUCCGCCACUUCCGCUUAUCUCGUCAAGACUGUCGGCCGCCGCUCCCGCCGUCAGCUCGGCGAGCGCGUCCACUUUUGCGUUCGCUGCGAUUUCCCGAUUGCUAUCUAUGGAAGACUGAGCCCUUGUGAACAUGCUUUUUGCUUGGAUUGUGCUCGUAGUGAUUCAAUCUGCUACCUUUGUGAUGAACGUAUUCAGAAGAUUCAGACUAUUAAAAUGAUGGAGGGGAUCUUCAUUUGUGCUGCCCCCCACUGUCUCAAAUCAUUUCUAAAGAGGAGUGAAUUUGAAUCUCACAUCCAUGAGACUCAUGCCCACCUUCUACAGCCAAAUGCGGAGAAAAUGAUGGAUGGAAAUGAAUCAGAAGCCCGAAGUAAAAGCCAAGUUGCGGCAUCUGAAUCCACUGCUCGUGCUCCACCAAGGCCAGUCUUUUCUCCCAAUUCAAAUUCCCAGUUCCAUGACCGUGAUGACAAAGUUCGUCUUCAACGAGAACAAUCACUUCCCAGGCCAGUCAUGCAGCCUACACCACCGCCAGGUUUUGGACAAAUUCAGAAUAAUCCACCAGAUCUCUGCCGACCACCAGGCUUUGACAGACCUCUUCCCCAAAAUCUCUACCAUCAACAAAGUUUUGAUACAUCCGGUGCUCCAAUGCAGGAGUCUGGUCAGUUUUCAGAUAAGCAGCAAGGAAUGACAUCCGAAACUCCCUAUUCUGAAUACCCACCCAUGCAUUCUACCCAGCCUCCCAAUUAUGCAGUUCCAAUGAGUUCCAAUCAAGUACAGAUGAUGCCUACCCUUCAGUUUGGCUAUCCUUACCCAGUUGAUGGAUCUCAACCAUUCUAUAAUGCUCCUUAUCAGAUGGUACGACAGGAUUCUGGACAGGAUGUGGGACAAGAACAGGGGUCGUUGUUGGGUUUUCCCCCAGGUUCAGUACCUAACAUGAACUUUGCAGCUGGUUACCCACAAACUUGGAAUGCAGGACAGGCUGGUGUUCCUUUUGAACAAGCUACACCAGGGGGUCAAGGAGCUUCGGAUGGUUUCCCCAACUCCUCAGAUCCUCAAGGAAAUGUUGCAUAUUAUCAAGGCGGCAUGCCUUUCAAUCCUCAGCAGAUGACAAACAAAGCAAUGGAACAACCAUCCCAGGGUGGUAAUGCUAUGGAUAACAAUGGUAUAACAGCUUCACAGCCACUUCCUCCGCCUCCUCCAGUAUCACAGCUCAAACGCAAGUUUUAUGGUGACACAGGUCGAGAUGGCCAGAGCUAGGACUGCAUAAUGAGAAAUUGUAAUCGACUGUGGUGGUGAUCAAGUCCAUUAAAAGUUGUUCUUUGUAAUGUUUGCUCUUAUUCCUCACCUGAACUCAUGGCUGUCAUAUUUUGGUCCCAAGGUCUCUCUCUGAGAGUAUUUGUUUCCUUGGCUCUGGUUCUUGUCUCAUUACUAAAUAUAUGUUUGAAAUUUGUGAAUAUCUACAAGUGAGGGUUAUGAAAGCUCCACUUUUGAAGUUUAAGAUAGAGCAUGUACAGAACCAACUCUUUAUAUUACCAUUCUGUGGAUUAGAUUGCAACA
This is a messenger RNA of Argentina anserina (silverweed cinquefoil), 1776 nucleotides long. RefSeq names its product E3 ubiquitin-protein ligase HAKAI homolog. Gene Ontology annotation, molecular function: ubiquitin protein ligase activity. Gene Ontology annotation, biological process: regulation of cell adhesion; protein ubiquitination. The coding region runs from base 67 to 1476 and encodes 469 amino acids. The transcript is spliced from 3 exons. Lineage: Eukaryota; Viridiplantae; Streptophyta; Magnoliopsida; Rosales; Rosaceae. The record is from RefSeq and is a predicted model, not a curated record.